Molecule: messenger RNA, 7328 nt
Organism: Strigops habroptila (Kakapo)
Lineage: Eukaryota; Metazoa; Chordata; Aves; Psittaciformes; Psittacidae
Gene: CGNL1
Product: cingulin like 1
Exons: 19
Coding region: 647-4528 (1293 amino acids)
Cellular component (GO): myosin complex
Source: RefSeq, a predicted model, not a curated record
GAGGCGGCUCGGGACGGGUGAGGAGAGCGGCGGCGCGUGGUUGCGACGGAAGCUCUGGGCGCCGGGAGGGGGGGCACCGCGUCGCUCACUUCUGUCUGCCGAGAUGGCCGGGGCCGGGCGGCAGCGGGCUGUGGCGAGACCUGACCGGAGCGCGGUGGUCACAGGGGACGUCGCCUUGUGGGGUUGGCGCCCGCGGCUGUAGAGGUGGCGCCCCGCGCUGAGGCGCCCUGGGUCGCUGGCUUCCCUCCUCCACCUCGCUCCGUUAAACACGCUCUUUCCCAAAGGCCAAGGGCGCCGCGUUCUCUCGGGUGUGGGGGGACAACAACACGGCUCUCCCUGUACGACCGCUGGUAACGCGCGGGGAGGCCUUCCCCCCGAGCGCUCCUCGGGGCUGAGCUGGCGAGCGGCGGCUGUGCCUCCCCCGGGGCGGGCGUGCGGAACGGGCCGCGGAGGGGCGAGGGAGUUCCGGGAAAACAGCCUCCGCUGAGACCUGACUGUUUCCGAGUUUCCCCUCGCGGCUGGGAAGAGCGGGGGCUCUUCCCCAAGUGCAUGUUCCGGCCGCAGCUGCUCCGGAGCGGUGGUUGCGGUACCUCAGCUGGAGGUGCUGCUGCCGGCCUUCGGCUCCAGCUAUAAUCCUCUGGUAAUCAUGGAGCCAUAUUUUGCUGGUUUUAAGCACGUGCAGCAGGACUAUGAAGUUACUCUUGAACUCACAAGUGAGGAGACUCAAAAAACCAGAAAUGCACAAAAUUCUAGGACGGGGUCUUAUGGUGUCAGUAUUAGAGUCCAAGGAAUUGAUGGACAUCCUUACAUAGUACUAAACAAUACAGAAGGAUGUUUGUCAGAAAAUCCUUCUCCUGGAAAAGAACAGGAGGUCAUUUCUCAGACUGCAAGCAAGCCAGCCACGGAGUUCAAUACUGCUUUUAGGUUGGAGGACAAAAACAGUGAACACGCUAUGUUUCCUGGAACACAGCAAAUGCAACCCUGUGUGCUUAAAAGCCUAAAGAUCACCAAUCUGGAUGAAAAGGAAAACGGAAUAUCAGAAUUUAAAGGUGGAACAACGAAAUCCUCAAAUUUGUUGAACUUUCAAAGACAUCCUGAACUUUUACAGCCUUAUGAUCCUGAAAAAAAUAACCUGGACUUGGAUAAUUGCCAGUCUUCUGUGUGCAGUAAAUCUAAAUCUUUUGCAGAUGAAAAAACUGAAGCAAAGCCUUGGAUUUCCUCAUCUAAAGUGGUGUCCCUACAGAAGGCAAAUGCAUAUCUUGCAGAGCCGCCCAAAGCAAAUUCAAAAAAUAUACAUUUAAGCAGGUCAGUAGAAACAGAAGAUGAAAAUAAGCAGCUGUUGGAUUGUCCCAGUAGCACCAUCAGCCCCAACGAAGUAUGUGUUUCAGAGUCAUUUUCAUCUGCAGGAGGAUCCCCAUGUGUUAGUCCCACUGCUUAUCCAGAGAAAAGAAAACCUAGACCAGAUGUUCUUCCUUUCCGCAGACAAGAUUCAGCUGGGCCAGUAUUGGAUGACUCACGAAGAUCAUCGUCCUCAUCAGCCACUCCCACUUCUGCAAAUUCCUUAUACAGAUUUUUACUUGAUGACCAAGAGUAUGCCAUCUAUGCAGACAAUGUUAAUCGGCAUGAAAACAGAAGAUAUAUCCCAUUUUUGCCUGGAACUGGUCGUGAUAUUGAUACUGGUUCACUUCCAGGAGUAGAUCAGCUGAUUGAAAAGUUUGAUAGGAAAGUGGAUCCUCACAGAAGAGGUAGGUCAGGAAAAAGGAAUAGAAUUCAUCCAGAUGAUCGUAAAAGAUCAAGAAGCGUUGAUAGUGCCUUGUCAUUAGGGCCUGAUGUAAAUUCAGAUUAUUUAGGUGAAUUCAGUAGAAGCUUGGGUAAGUCAACUGAGCACUUACUGGGACCAUCUAAAGUUUGCCUUCACAAGCAGUUAUCCAGAGAUGAAAAGUCGCCUUCCAAAGAGAUGAAGGUUUCUGCUCGAAGUAUUGGAAAACUGCAAAUGCCUGAUAAAGGCACUCAGAAUAGCAGUUUCAAUUCUUUGCAACACCAUAAACAAAAUGGAGCUGAUACUGAGAGCUUGAUGUUCAGGUCGUCCACACUCCCAGGACAGAAUAAAGGAGAGGAAGUUAGAACAGUAACUUCUACUUUAUUGUUGCCAAACCGAAUCACAAUUCCACCUGAUUCAGGAGCCAAGAAGAUCUCUGUAAAAACAUUUUCAUCUGUCCCUAAUAUACAGGCAACUCCUGAUCUCUUAAAAGGCCAGCAAGAUCUUGCACAGCAAACGAAUGAAGAGACUGCUAAACAGAUACUUUACAAUUACCUUAAGGAAGGAAGUGCCGAUAAUGAUGAUGCGACAAAGAGGAAAGUCAACUUGGUUUUUGAGAAAAUUCAGACUUUAAAGUCAAGAGCUGCUGGAAAGACACAGGUUUCGGAUUCUUCAGCUGAAGUAAAAGCAUUGGUGGAACAAAAAGCAGAACUUGAAAGGAAAGUGGAAGAAUUAGAAAAAAAAUUGGAUCUAGAAAUUAGGAAUCAGCAGAAUUCCAAAGAAGAGAGAAAUGCCACACAAGCAAGUCUGAAAGAUCUUCAGCUGCGACUUGAUGAAAGUGUGUGUGAAAAAGAAGCCUUAAAAAAGCAGCUGGAAGAAAGCGAGAAGGAACUCAGGCAGAACCUAGAGGAGCUUUUUCAAGUGAAGAUGGAGCAGGAACAACACCAGACUGAGAUCAGAGAUCUUCAAGAUCAGCUCUCCGAGAUGCAUGAUGAACUGGAUAACGCAAAACAUACUGAUGAAGGGGAGAAAGAGGUUCUGAUUGAGGAGCUGAUACAAAUGAAGCAGGAUCUGGAAGAAGUAUUAAUAGCAAAAGAUCAACAAGAAGAGAUUUUGAGAAAGAGAGAGAGAGAGCUUACAGCUUUAAAAGGAGCAUUAAAAGAAGAAGUAUCUAGCCAUGACAUGGAGAUGGAUAAACUUAAAGAACAACAUGAUAAAGAAUUGCUCAAUUUACAGCAGAGCCUGGAGAAAGCAACCAAGAGUGCUGCUGUCCUUGCCAAUGAAAGAAAUGCUGCACAAGAGGCACGAAAUAGUAUAGAAAAUCAAGUCAAAGAGCUGAGUGAGGAAAAUGAAAAGUUGAAGAGAACAGUUGAUGAGCUAGAGAUUAAAACUGAAGAGUUGCACAAUCAAAUUGACAGUAUGAAAGGAGAAGAAAAUUUAGUGAAGGAAAAACUAAAGAGAUAUGAGGAAGAGAAGCAACAAUUAGAAGAAACUUUGAAACAUGCUGAAACAGAGGCAAAGGAAUUGGUAGUGUUAAAAAGGUCUUUGGAAAGCCAACUAGAAGCUAUGCAGGAGAACAUCCAUUGUAUUUCGCAGGAACGGCAACAGUUAACUCAGCAGUUAAAAGAUGAAACUCACCAGAAGGAACAGUUAAAGCAGAUAAAGAGUGAAAUGGAAAAUGAACAAUGGCAACUGAACAAGACUGUUGAAAAGUUACAGGAGGAGAUGUCUGAAAUGGUAGAGCUCUCGAGAACAUCAACUCUGGAGCUUCAGAACCAGCUUGAUGAAUACAAGGAGAAAAAUCGCAGGGAACUUGCAGAUGUGCAGAGACAAUUAAAAGAGAAAAACCUUGAGGUAGAAAAAUCACGCCUGACAACUAUGAGAAUGCAAGAUGAGAUGCGUCUUAUGGAAGAAAACUUGAGGGACCACCAGAGAGCUCAGGCUGAGGCAAUAACAAAAACUCAGUUGCUAGAACAGACUGUGAAAAGCUUGGAGUAUGAACUGGAAGCCAAAACCCACUUAAAAGAUGAUCGGGCAAGACAAAUCAAACUAAUGGAGGACAAGUUAUCUCACCUGGAACUUGAGCUUGAUGAAGAAAAGACUAAUUCGGAUUUGUUGUCCGAGAGGAUCAGUAGAUGCAGAGAACAGAUUGAACAAAUGAGGACAGAGCUGCUUCAGGAAAGAGCUAUAAAGCAAGAUUUGGAGUGUGACAAAAUUUCAUUGGAAAGACAGAACAAAGACUUGAAGAGCCGAAUCCUCCACCUGGAGGGUUCUUACCGAUCCAGUAAAGAGGGACUUGUUGCUCAAAUGGAAGCAAGGAUCACAGAGCUAGAAGAACGACUUGAAAAUGAAGAGAGGGAUAGAGCUAAUUUCCAACUAAGUAACCGCAGACUUGAGAGAAAAGUAAAGGAGUUAAUGUUGCAAGUAGAUGAUGAACAUCUCUCGCUGACUGAUCAAAAGGACCAGUUGAGUUUGCGUUUGAAAGCAAUGAAACGCCAAGUUGAAGAAGCUGAAGAAGAAAUAGACAGACUAGAAAGUGCUAAAAAGAAACUCCAGAGAGAACUGGAAGAGCAAGUAGACAUAAAUGAACAAUUGCAAGGACAGCUUAACGCUGCAAAGAAGGAAGUAAGUAGACUGAAGAAGUCACCAAGUAAAGUGUUGGCUGAUUCUGAUGACGAUGAAGAUGAUGAUUUCAGUACGGAUGGUGAAAGUCUCUGUGAAGUACCUUCAGGAAAUAACUUUUCAAAAGAUGAUGAUACAAAAAUCUAAAUAAGUAUUGAUGUGAAACCUUGAAAGUACUGGAAGAAUAACAUGAAUUAUCAAGAAACUUGGAUAUUCUACAAGCCAAAUGACAUAAAGGGAUUUAAGUGUUGGGAAUGUAAUGUUUCCUUCCAUACUGUGCCAUUUUCUCACUUAGAUCUCCACUAUUUAUUAUGGAAAACAGGAUUGCAUUAUGAAACAGGUAUAAAAGAGAGAGAAAUAACUGCUACUGAAAACAUGGGAUGUUUCACAUUGGAAAUGUGAUUUUGCUAAAAUUCUGCUUAAGUAAAAAGCCAUUUGAAAGUAAUUCAAAAUUAUAGUUUGUAGUUAUUAAAAGAUUUUCCUUAAAAUUAAGGAAACCACAAAGGAUUAUUUAAUAAUUGUAAGUAGGGGGAAAUGAUGUAUAAAAUGUAAAUAUUUUGAACCUAAUCUUUUUAUUGACUAGUACUAUUUUGUAAAGUUUCAAAUGUUAUAUAAAUCAGUUUCAUAUGUAAAGUACUUAAAUUUAUACUGAAUGCUGUAUUUGGAUUUUAACUACAAAGAAAACGAAUGAAAAUGAAUACAUUUUGUACAUUACAGAGCCGAUUCACAGUUCCUGAGCCAGGAAGUACAUUUGCAUUUUUAAACCAAUGCAAGCUUUAUUGUAUGUAUUCUGUAUAUUAGAGAUCAAAUGUUAAUCCUGCCUGUGGACUUUAAAAGGACCAUCACAUCUGCAUGAUGAGUGUGGCUUGCCUACAGCUUUCUUGUAAACUUUGUUUGGGAAGCUUUCUGAUCUUAGUAGGGAAGAGUGAGAAUGAGGUCAGUUAUUACUUGGCAUCUUUCAUUUCCUGAAAUGGACUCUAUACUGCCAGAGGCAGAACAUUAUAGUCCUGCUGAUUUGAGGGCAUCAGGACAGGCUUAUCGGAAAGUCUCUGACAAGACCCACUUAUUCUGGUAAAAUUACUUGUGGUCUUUGCAUUAAGUAUAUGCUUAAAUCUGUUCAUUAAUUGAUCCCAAAAAUUUAUGCAGCUGGCAAGAUAUUGCACCAAGCAAACACAAAGCAUGUAAUCCAAUUUUUCUUUCUAAACUGUUCUUGAGCAUCUAUUUGUGAUAUAUUGCAAUGUAUGGUCAUAGAUGUAGAUAUAUAUUAGUAUUUCAGUUUACGAAAGUAUCUGCAUUUCAGGUGAUCCAUCUGUUCAAAAAAACUUUGAGGGAAACUACAAAAAAAAGCAUUGCAGAUUUUAUUUCAAAAGCAUUUUCAAUUUUAUUGUUGUAAAUACUUUUUUUGCUAUUUACAUUACACCAGACUGGUUUUGCUCCUUUGCAAAUACAGAGUUCUAAGGAAAAGGCACUACUAUGCAAUUUUGUUAAGAAACCAUAGCUAAGUCUGAUUGAUUAUUAGUAUUUGUCCCCAGUUACAGGUUAGUGAGCACUUCUUCAUUGAAUGGAGCAAAUAAUUGUGUAAUGUAAGUGUAAAAAAUAGUUCAAGCUGAAGUUGCUGGGAGCUUCCAUUACUGCCACAAAGGCAUCUACUAAAAAGGACGAAUUUAACAACUCUGAAAGUGAGGCUGAUAUACUUGGUUACGGCGAAAGUCCUGACAAUGGCAGCAUCCGUUUUCAUACAGUUAUAUGAAAUGAAACUCCUGCCUGCAGGAUCAGAAAUAUUAUUAAUGCAUAGCAGAUUACAGACUCUUUUGCCCUGUAAUUCCCUUCAACUUGAUGGUUUGAGAUACAUGAGAAAUAAUAUGAAUGGCAUAGUUGUAAUACUCAGAAUCUUGUAUAUCUUUUCAAGUAGUAUACAUAUUUUUUUGCAGUACUUGCAUUACUAUUUUGACAGCACAGAAACAGACUUUCCUCCAAGAUCUGUACUGUACUGUACCGACAAUCAUCAUAUAACCUGCUGUGAUUUAUUUUUUGUUGUUUUAUUUGCAUGUUUAUGUAGGCUUAACUUUUAACCACUGAUUCCAGUAUUAGUACUCUGUCCUAAUGUUCACAGACAACUAUUAUUUCAAAUCACUGGAAGAAAAUCCCUAAAUAUUACAUCUACCUCCAGUUACAGUAAACUGUAAAAGAAAAAUUCACUGAAAAUAAACAGUCAGGUCUUUCACUUCUACUUUGUAUGUGCAUGACUGAAUAUGCACAAUAUGACAAUUGAAUUUCUUAUGGAUGAUACAUGUGUUUAAAAUAUAACAAGAAAAUAAUUAUCUAGGAGAUACUGAUGCUGUAAACAAGUUUCUGCAUUUUCUUCUUAUUUGGAUAGCUAUUUUCUAACUAGUAAAGCAGGCAGCAGGUGUAAUAUCUAGAAGACUCCUUUUCUCAUUUGAACUUUCACUAUACAUUUGAAAGAGGGAGAUGCAGCUUUGCAGCCUCCUGGUGGGAGAUAUCCUGCUUAUUAGACCUCCCCCUCUCUGUCUCCAUAAAACGAACUGGUCUUUAGUUUGUUCAUUUAUACUUGGAACUGGCAUUUCCUCUUUUAGAGUUCUCAAACAAUAUGAUUAAAAUCAAACAAAAUCUUAAGAUAUUGAAAAGGGUAUUUCAGCUCAUUCACAAAACAAUUGGUAGUUCAGUUUCCCGGUACAUGCUAGCUAUGGUAAGGGUAGGGUCUAGAUCUUGAUUGCCACAAAAACCCCACUGAUAAUAGUUUAAGGAUGUCUGAUUUGUUCACUCCAUCUCAUGGCAGUUUUUCAUCAAAACUCAGUUUAAGGUUUACUUUAGAAAAAUGUUCCCAAUAUUUCCAUGUAAUCUAUUUGUAAAUUAAUUUCAGAAGAAGUUCUUGACCCAGAACAGGAAGCAAGAGGGAGAAUAUGUGAAGAAACAUGAUUGUGAGACA